CCCGGGACCGCUCUCGGUGCCAGUCUCUGCCCCGCCCGGUCGGAGCCGCCGCCCCCGGCCCGGCCCGGCCCCGCCAUGUCGGCCCAGGCGCAGAUGCGGGCCCUGCUGGACCAGCUCAUGGGCACGGCCCGGGACGGUUCAGUGUAUCUUUGCCUGCCUACAUCAAUCUGCAAGGGAGUUGCAGAAAAGCCUCAUGUUCAUCGAGCCGAGAUGAAACCAGACAAAGGGUGAAGUUUACAGACGAUCGUGUUUGCAAGAGCCACCUCCUGGAUUGCUGUCCCCAUGAUAUCCUGGCUGGAACACGAAUGGACCUGGGAGAAUGUACAAAGAUCCAUGACUUGGCACUGCGAGCAGAUUAUGAGAUUGCAAGUAAAGAGAGAGACCUCUUCUUUGAGCUGGAUGCCAUGGAUCACCUGGAAUCCUUCAUUGCAGAGUGUGAUAGGAGAACAGAACUGGCCAAGAAACGCCUGGCUGAGACACAGGAAGAGAUCAGUGCUGAAGUGUCUGCAAAGGCAGAGAAAGUACACGAGCUGAAUGAAGACAUUGGAAAACUCCUAGCUAAAGCUGAACAGCUGGGAGCUGAAGGAAAUGUUGAUGAGUCUCAGAAGAUCCUGAUGGAAGUGGAGAAAGUCCGGGCAAAAAAGAAAGAGGCAGAGGAGGAAUACCGAAAUUCAAUGCCUGCAUCCAGUUUCCAGCAGCAGAAGCUGCGUGUGUGUGAAGUCUGUUCAGCAUAUCUGGGUCUCCAUGACAACGACCGGCGUCUUGCUGACCACUUUGGAGGCAAAUUACACUUGGGUUUCAUUCAGAUUCGUGAGAAACUGGAUCAGCUGAGGAAAACAGUGGCAGAAAAGCAAGAGAAGAGAAACCAGGAUCGUUUGAGACGGAGGGAGGAGAGAGAACGAGAGGAGAGGAUGGGCAGACGGUCUGGAUCAAGAAAUAGAGAUCGUCGAAGGUCACGGUCCCGGGAGAGGCGGCGAAGGCGCUCCCGGUCGGCAUCCCGGGAACGGCGGAAGUCGCGCUCCCGAUCCCGGGACCGGCACCGGCGCCACCGGAGCCGCUCCCGCAGCCACAGCCGAGGGCACCGCCGGGGCUCCAGAGACAGGAGCUCAAAACACAAAUCUUCCAGAGAUCGGUCUUCGAGAGAAAAGUCCCGAGACAGAGAGAGGAAAGACAAGAGCUCUUCUGAGAGGCGGCACGAGAGCACAAACGGCAAAUCUCGUUCCAAGAGGUCAGAAGAGAGAGAAGCUGGAGAGAUCUGAACUCAAAAACGAUCUGUGUUGCACUGUAAAUAGUCUGAUAAACAUUCUACACAAAAGCCUAAAUUUUCCCAUUUAUAUUUACUGAAUACAACUCAUCUUUUGUAGUUUGGGGUUUUUAUUGUUUGGCAGAUAGCUGUGAGUUUGUAGAGAACACAAGAGUUACGUACUGUUUAACAGGGUUUUGUUUUAGUAGGAAUAAAUAAACCUGGAUGGAUGGUUUUGAGCCCAGGCCAGUGUGGACACCCUGUGUUUGUCCUGACAGCGGUUGGGGCCGUGCUGUGCCUGGAGCCCUGAGCUGCCCUGACCUUUGUAACGCUUCAGCCCUUCCCAAAAGCCCUCCCUGACCCUCUGUGAGCACACCAGUAGUGCUGGUCCUCACUUUAUUCUAUUUUUCCUUUUGUUUAUAUAUGUCAAAAGAAAAUUUUGAUUAUUUUUUUUUUUUAAUCCCUUUUAGUGCUUAGCCACCUCAUUUUUAUGUCUCCAGCACCUGAGCUGCCUCAGUUGUCCAGCUGAGGCGAGACAGGUAAAAUUUGGCCCUGAUUUAUUCUGAAAGCUGUGAGGGUGACCAGAUCAGCUGAGCACGUUUCUGAGAUGGGCUCAGGUCUGGUUUUAGUCCCUUUACAGGUCAGACAGUGGGUGUGAGCAAAGCAGUGGGAGACCGAGGCUGGUUUCAUCUGGCUGUUUACUGUGCACUCUGCAGCCAGAGCUUCCCUUGGGGGACUUUCUGACCUGCAGCCAAAAGCGUUGGUGUGUUCCCAAGGCCAGGGAGGCAGAAGGGGGCAGAGGUGCCUGGGCUGGAGGUGUCCCAGCGCCCGCUGAUCUGUAACCGGGUCUGUGUCCCAGGAGGGCAGGAAGGAGCCCGGCUGUGCCAGCCCUUGGUCGCCACCCAGGGUCGGCGUUUUGUGGGAGUUGUGCGAGUGAAGCCCUUGUGUCCCGCCGAGCCGGGCGCUGCUCAUUAGCCGGGCGGGGCGGUUAAUUACGGCCGUUAAUUACCGUUCCCGGGGGUCCGUCGAUGCUGUGCGGGUCCGCCCAGCAUUCCCCCUCCCCUCCUCCUCCAUCCGCGGCUCCCCGGUGUCAGUCCCCCGUGCAUGCGCCCCUCCCUCCCCCCUCCCUCCCUUUCUCCCUCCGGGUCCGUUUUUACACCGAAUUCCGCGGUUUCACGUGUUGUUUUUUGUAACCUGCGCUCGCGGGGGGGUGGGGGGAGGGAGGGGCGGGCCGCGGGCGCGCGCUCGGGGCUGCCCUGUGUACGCGCCUGUCGCUGUUCCCGCCGCGGUUCUGAGCGCAUUAAAGAUGUGUGUUUGUGGCU
Neopelma chrysocephalum (saffron-crested tyrant-manakin) is the source of this 2565-nucleotide messenger RNA. RefSeq names its product LUC7 like (gene LUC7L). Gene Ontology annotation, molecular function: mRNA binding. The record is from RefSeq and is a predicted model, not a curated record. Gene Ontology annotation, cellular component: U2-type prespliceosome; U1 snRNP. Lineage: Eukaryota; Metazoa; Chordata; Aves; Passeriformes; Pipridae. Gene Ontology annotation, biological process: mRNA splice site recognition. The transcript has 11 exons. Bases 306 to 1259 code for a protein of 317 amino acids.